Solanum verrucosum is the source of this 1632-nucleotide messenger RNA. Its product is annotated as probable serine protease EDA2. The record is from RefSeq and is a predicted model, not a curated record. The transcript is spliced from 12 exons. Gene Ontology annotation, cellular component: vacuole. Bases 42 to 1496 code for a protein of 484 amino acids. NCBI's taxonomy places the organism in Eukaryota, Viridiplantae, Streptophyta, Magnoliopsida, Solanales, Solanaceae. Gene Ontology annotation, biological process: proteolysis. Gene Ontology annotation, molecular function: serine-type exopeptidase activity; dipeptidyl-peptidase activity.
AACCUUUCUUUUGUUGAGACCCAAAGCGACGAAGCAAAAGGAUGAAGCAAACAAUGUUAGCUCUACUCAUUGCUUUCUUCUCGCAAUUGCUGAUAAUCUCAAACGGAAUCUCAACUCCUCAGUUUUUUCUUCAGCAAAUCAAUUCGGAAAAUAAGUAUUUAACCAAAGAAGAACACUGGUUCAAUCAGACUCUUGAUCACUUUUCUCCCUACGAUCAUCGUACAUUUGGACAGAGGUACUAUGAGUUUCUUGACCAUUUCCGAAUUCCUGAUGGACCGAUAUUUUUGAAAAUUUGUGGAGAAUCUGCAUGCAGUGGGAUACCGAACGAUUACCUCAGUGUUUUAGCCAAGAAGUUUGGAGCUGCUGUCGUUUCUCUUGAGCAUCGGUAUUAUGGGAAGAGUACACCCUUCAAGUCCUUAACAACUGGGAAUCUGAAAUAUCUGUCAUCAAAACAGGCACUUUUUGACUUAGCAGCUUUCAGGAAUUUCUAUCAGGACUCCUUGAACGUGAAACUCAACAGAUCCAAUAUUGAGAACCCAUGGUUUGUCUUUGGUACUUCAUAUUCAGGAGCCCUAAGUGCAUGGUUUCGCCUGAAGUUUCCUCACUUAACUUGUGGAAGCCUUGCAAGCUCUGCAGUGGUUCAAGCAGUUUACAGUUUCUCAGAGUUUGACAAGCAGGUUGGUGAAUCUGCUGGUCCAGAAUGUAAAACAACAUUGCAAGAAAUUACCAAACUAGUAGAAGCAAGACUUGCAUCAAAUCCCAAGGACGUUAAAUCGUUGUUUGGCGCUGAUGAGCUGAGAAAUGAUGGUGACUUCCUGUACUUUGUGGCAGAUGCUGCAGUUACAGCAUUUCAAUAUGGAAGUCCAGACAAACUAUGCAUCCCACUACUUGAAGCAAAGAAGUCCGGGGCAGAUUUAGUGAAUGCAUAUGCCACCUAUGUAAAGGACUAUUACGUUAAGACUUUUGGGGUCAGCGUCAAAACCUACGAUCAGGAAAAUCUGAAGAACACUGUUGUAAAUGGUGAUACUUCUAACCGCUUGUGGUGGUUCCAGGUUUGCACAGAAGUUGCAUAUUUUCAGGUUGCACCCAUGAAUGAUAGUAUUCGCUCUUCUAAAGUUGAUACCAGAUACCAUUUGGACCUGUGCAGGAAUGUCUUUGGAGCCGGUAUCUAUCCUGAUGUUGAUGCAACUAACUUGUACUAUGGAGGCACCAAAAUUGCUGGGUCAAAGAUUGUCUUCACCAAUGGAUCACAGGACCCCUGGCGACAUGCAUCCAAACAGACUUCUUCCCCAGAGUUGCCUUCUUACAUAAUCUCUUGCCAUAACUGUGGCCAUGGAACUGACAUGCGGGGCUGCCCUCAGUCUCCUUUAGUACCUGAAGGUGACGCUAAAAACUGCAGUUCCCCUGAUGCAGUUCGUAAAGUAAGGGAAAAGAUUGUUGAACAUAUAGAUUUGUGGCUAUCUCAGUGCCAGGUUUCAGGUAGGAGUUCAAUGUGAAAACAUCAUCUCAGAGCUAUACAAAUUGACAUAAUACUUUAUGUCCACUAGCUAACCACUAAAUAAUGUACCUCGUCGUGGACAGAUGUAUAGUUGCUCAUCCAUGAACGAUGUCAUCUGUAUGAGUUGAUCUCGU